Messenger RNA from Pipistrellus kuhlii (Kuhl's pipistrelle), 1674 nucleotides. RefSeq names its product ring finger protein 1 (gene RING1). The coding region runs from base 202 to 1419 and encodes 405 amino acids. Gene Ontology annotation, molecular function: ubiquitin protein ligase activity; chromatin binding. Gene Ontology annotation, cellular component: ubiquitin ligase complex; PcG protein complex. NCBI's taxonomy places the organism in Eukaryota, Metazoa, Chordata, Mammalia, Chiroptera, Vespertilionidae. The transcript is spliced from 7 exons. The record is from RefSeq and is a predicted model, not a curated record. Gene Ontology annotation, biological process: negative regulation of DNA-templated transcription.
CUGUGCCUGUGCCGGGCCUGCGGCAGCGGCGGCGGCGGCGGCGGCGGCGGCGGCGGCGGCGGCGGGAGCUGCAGUCGGAGCGGCGGCCGCGGACCGGCGAACUCGGCCCGGGAGAGGGACCGGGCGCGGCGCUGCGGCGGCUGCGCGGGCUGCGGAGCGGGCCCACCUCCUCCGCCGCGGCGGGGUCUGCGCCCCGUCACCAUGACGACGCCCGCGAACGCCCAGAAUGCCAGCAAAACGUGGGAACUGAGCCUGUACGAGCUGCACCGGACCCCGCAGGAAGCCAUCAUGGACGGCACAGAGAUUGCGGUCUCCCCUCGGUCGCUGCAUUCGGAGCUCAUGUGCCCCAUCUGCCUGGACAUGCUGAAGAACACAAUGACCACCAAGGAGUGCCUCCACCGCUUCUGCUCCGACUGCAUCGUCACGGCGCUGCGGAGCGGGAACAAAGAGUGCCCCACCUGCCGCAAGAAGCUGGUAUCCAAGCGGUCUUUGCGCCCAGACCCCAAUUUCGAUGCUCUGAUCUCGAAGAUCUAUCCCAGCCGGGAGGAAUACGAGGCCCACCAAGACCGGGUGCUCAUCCGGCUCAGCCGCCUGCACAACCAGCAGGCGCUGAGUUCCAGCAUCGAGGAGGGGCUGCGCAUGCAGGCCAUGCACAGGGCCCAGCGUGUGAGGCGGCCGAUGCCUGGGUCAGAUCAGACCGCCACGAUGAGUGGAGGGGAAGGAGAACCAGGGGAGGGAGAGGGCGAUGGGGAGGAUGUGAGCUCAGACUCUGCUCCCGACUCUGCCCCCGGCCCCGCCCCCAAGCGACCCCGUGGCGGGGGCGCAGGGGGGAGCAGUGUAGGGACAGGGGUAGGAGGCACUGGAGGGGUGGGUGGGGGCGCUGGUUCUGAAGACUCUGGUGACCGGGGAGGGACUCUGGGAGGGGGUACCCUGGGGCCCCCAAGCCCUCCUGGGGCCCCUAGUCCCCCCGAGCCAGGUGGAGAGAUUGAGCUCGUGUUCCGGCCCCACCCGCUGCUCGUGGAGAAGGGAGAAUACUGCCAGACAAGGUACGUGAAGACCACGGGGAACGCCACGGUGGACCACCUCUCCAAGUACCUGGCCCUGCGCAUUGCCCUGGAGCGGAGGCAGCAGCAGGAGGCGGCGGAGCCGGGAGGCCCCGGAGGGGCCGCCUCCGAUGCCGCGGGACCUGAUGGUGGGGGGGAGGGCGGGGGCGCUGGCGGAGGCGACAGCCCUGAGGAGCCUGCCUUGCCCAGCCUGGAGGGCGUCAGCGAAAAGCAGUACACCAUCUACAUCGCCCCCGGCGGCGGGCCCUACACGACACUAAAUGGCUCUCUGACCCUAGAGCUGGUGAAUGAGAAAUUCUGGAAAGUGUCCCGACCACUGGAGCUCUGCUAUGCCCCCACCAAGGAUCCAAAGUGACCCCACAGGGGACAGCCAGCGAUGGGGACCUCCCCAGCCCUGUCCCCGGUGCCCCCAGCCAGCCAGCCAGCAGGAGGACACACAUGAGGACAUGUGGCUUUUAUACAAAGUAUAUCAGAUUCUUCUAUAUUGUACAGAUGCACCCACAUCUACUGCCUUUUCUAUUGCCCCAGACUCCCGUCUCCCCGAGGUGUGGGAAGGUGAGACCCUCCUCCAGCCCUCCCACCGGCGACAACAAACGUGCUUUUCCUCUUU